CGCAAAGGAACCCAGCGUCACCGAGCAGUCCGGCGCUCCAACAGGCGGGGGCCCAAUAAGAAAGAUGAUGUGAUCUUGUGAAUUUGGCUGAUCUAUUUACAGAUGGUAUUCUGUAUAUCUUCCAAUAUAUGAACAAGUGAAGAGCCUGUCUUUGUUUAUGUUCAAUCUUUUGACUGUCCAAAUAAGCAGAAAGAAUGCAUUUUUACAUCCAUCUAAACAGACCAAAAUAUUUUAAGUACUGCAUUGCAAAGAAAACAAGUCUGUAAGGUGCAGGCGAUUUGGUGCCAUAGGUUUGGUGUAAAGAAAAUUUUGUAAAUACCUUGAAAAACAAAGAGCUUUAAUUUAGUAUUUAACAUUUUUAAAAAAAGUGUUUGGUUUUUUGGUUGAAAUAACUGAGCAAAAUGAUGAUGUUGAAUCCAGUGACUUUAGAGCAUGGUUAUUUUGCAAGGCUGGCAGAAGGCCUAUCCUUUACGCCUGGUGAGGAAUUAAAGUUUGAGAUGCUUCGUUUGAAGACUUAUGAGCAAUGGAAUGAUUACGACAAAGCCCGUCCAAUCAAACUGGCAAAAGCAGGCUUUGUAUACACUGGGCAUAGCUCUCUUGUGCAGUGCUUUGUAUGUCGGUGCAACAAACAAGACUGGAACAAGAACUUGGACCCUAUGACGGAACAUGUCAAAUUGAACUCUCAGUGUCCCUUUGUGCGUCAUGUUCCCAACAUUAACAUCUCCGUGUUUAUCCCAGAUGAUGAUACCUACAAACGUAUUAAUGAUUUGCUUCAUCAGCAGUACUGCGUUUCUGCUGGACAUCAUCCUGAAUCGGGAGGAUCAAGUUCUGUGGCAGUGGCAGUACAUACAUCAGAUCCGCCACCACCUACAGGCAGACCGCUAGCUGGACAACCAGCUGCUACUGUGACCACUUCCUCAGACAGUCACAACUAUCCCGUUGUGGCUAGUGACAAUGCGUCUGCCGGUACCACUCAGCAGGCAAUAGGGGACUACAUUUCUAGAGAUUCUGAAGCUGCUCCCAUUCGGGAGGAGUUUGCCCGUUUCAAAGCUGAAGCUGCCAGAUUUGCCACAUUCAACAGUUGGCCUAGCACUGCUAGGGCCGACCCCCGUGAUCUAGCGAGGAAUGGUUUCAUAUACACAAGGAUUGCUGACAGAGUGCAGUGUGUGUUCUGCAGAGGCAUUCUCAGGAACUGGACAGAGGAGGAUAAUCCUGCAGACGAACAUCUGGAGCACUUUCCCCACUGUCCAUUUGUCAAUGGUGAAAAUGUUGGUAACAUACCAGAUGUUCACAUUACUGAAGGCAAUGACUUUGUGAAUGUGAUCUCUGAUAUGACUCUCGGUAUUGUGACUGACAGACCAAGACAUCCAAACUAUGCAGUUGAGGCUGUACGACUGAAUUCAUUCGUGAACUGGCCCACUACAAAGGAACAGACUCCAGAAAUGCUUGCAAAGGCUGGAUUUUUUUAUGCAGGAAUUGGAGACAGCGUUAAAUGUUUCUUCUGUGAUGGUGGUCUAAGAACCUGGGAACCUGGUGAUGAUCCAUGGAGAGAACAUGCUCGUUGGUUUGCAAAAUGUCCGUAUGUCCGUCAGGUCAAGGGGCCCGAGUUCAUUGCAACAGCAUCUAGGAAUGCCAAUGCGAAUGCUGCCAGAACCCGAAAUGACAACAAGAAAAACCAAACACUUG
This is a messenger RNA of Gigantopelta aegis, 1686 nucleotides long. Its product is annotated as baculoviral IAP repeat-containing protein 7-A-like. The annotation marks the transcript as partial. The record is from RefSeq and is a predicted model, not a curated record. Gene Ontology annotation, cellular component: nucleus; cytoplasm. The transcript has 5 exons. NCBI's taxonomy places the organism in Eukaryota, Metazoa, Mollusca, Gastropoda, Neomphalida, Peltospiridae.